Acanthosepion pharaonis is the source of this 1902-nucleotide messenger RNA. NCBI's taxonomy places the organism in Eukaryota, Metazoa, Mollusca, Cephalopoda, Sepiida, Sepiidae. The record is from the annotation of a GenBank genome assembly.
AUGGCGUUAAGCGAUAUUUUGGAAAAUCUAACGAAGCCUGCUCCUUCAUUUUUUGAUGCCGAAGACGAUUUUGGAGACAAUACUCAUGCUCAACUUACUACCAAAGGAAAAGAUGAAGUGGAAAGUAUUGGUUCUUCUAAGCUCCGUCAGCAAGCAGCUUCACUUCUCUCAGACACUGAUGUCAAAUAUGCUGGAAAGAAAUCUUCACGCAAGCAAAUCUUUGAACAACAUCCAGAAAAUGGUGAUAUUUCUGAUGAGGUAAAUAAUGAUGUGGGAGACUUGGAUUCUGAAGAUGACAUAGACAUUGAAAGUUUCAAUAAAAAUAUCAAAGAAAAAUUCCAGACUGGAAGUACAAAGGAGUUGGGCUCUGAUGGUUUUAGUGACUAUGAUGAUGACAUGGAAGAGGAGGAGGAUGAAGAUGAUGAUGAUUAUGAGGAUGAAGAUGAUGAUGAUGGUGGAGAUGAGGAGGAGGAGGAGGAGGAUGAAGAAGAAGAUAAUGAAGAAGAAAGGGAUGAAACCAUGAAACCAGACAAGGGAGAAGAAAAAGAUAUCCAAAGUUUUUCUAAACUUGGUAUUGUGAAUGAAAUGACCCAGGGAAAAGCAGUGCAGUGUCAAUUGGGUUUGCUGGAUAACUUUUUAGAAGCAAGGAUCAAAAUUCAGAGGGUUCUUGCUUCCAUGAAUCAAAUCCCACAACCAGACACUUGGAAUGAUUUUAUGACAGAAGGAGGAAACAAAUUCUCUUCGACUGUCAGUAAGGUUCAAGGUUCACUCUGCAACUUGCUGAACUCCUUGGUGGAACUCCAGACCACAGUUCUGAUGAAGAAUCCCCAAACUCAACACAUCGUAACUGGAGAAAAAGCCAAAGAAGAGGAUAGUGACGAGGAGAUCUUCAGUGAUUUGGAAGAUGAAGAUGAUUCUGGAAGCAGAGAAAAACAAAAUAAGUUGAAUACAGAAAUGAAAAGAAAACUUACCAUUGAUGAAUUUCCAAUGUUUGUUGCUAAGAGAGCAAAAACAUUUGAGUCUUACAGAAAUUCUACAAUCCAGAAAUGGGAUGACAAGACAAAAUUAUCAUCUGGGAAGAUCAGCAGUAAGUCGUUCAGUGCACUUGAUCAGUCGGCCAUGAAACAAGUGAAACAGAUUUUAUAUGACAAAGAGAGGCUUAUAAAAAGAACUCAGCUGCAACGGUCAAUUUAUAAAAUCUUUGGGAAAGGAGAAGAACAGAAGCCAGAUCAAGAAGAAAUGUUAAAACGGAUAUCAUCUCAAGAGCAUCUAAAAAACAGGGACCCAGAAAUCUUUGACGAUUCAGAUUUUUACCAUAUGCUGCUGCAAGAUUACAUUCGAAGAAAAUCAACUGAAUCCAGUGAUGUUUCUGCAACAACAAAGCAAUGGAUGGAGAUUCAACAAUUACGAAGCAAAAUGAAAAGGAAAGUUGACACAAGAGCAAAUUAUCUCCCUUUUCUUCUUUUUUUCUUCUUUUCUUUUCUUCUUUUCUUUUCUUCUUCUUUUCUUUUCUUCUUUUCUUUUCUUCUUUUCUUUUCUUCUUUUCUUUUUUUCUUUUCUUCUUUUCUUUUUUUCUUCUUUUCUUUUUUUUCUUUUCUUUUCUUUUUUUUUUUUUUUUUUUUUUCUUUUUUUCUUUUUUUUUUCUUUUUUUUUUUUUUUUUUUUUUUCUUCUUUUUCUUUUUUUUUCUUUCUUCUUUCUUUUCUUUCUUCUUUCUUUUUCUUUCUUCUUCUUUUUUUUUUCUUCUUUCUUUUCUUUCUUCUUUCUUUCUUUUUCUUUCUUUUCUUUCUUCUUUCUUUUCUUCUUUUCUUUUCUUUCUUCUUUCUUUUCUUUCUUCUUUCUUUUCUUUCUUCUUUCUUUUUCUUUCUUCUUUUCUUUCUUUCUUUUCCAACAACCUCAGCUAA